AAACUAAGAUCCCACGUGCCGCGAGGCAGCUAAGCCUGCGAGCCACAACUACUGAGCCCACACCCACAGCUAGAGAGCCUGUGUGCUGCAACUACAGAGCCCACACGCUCUGGAGCCCGUGUGCCACAACUAGAGAGAAGCCCGUGCACUGCAAUGAGGAGCCCAUGUGCCACAAUGAAGGAUCCCACGAGCCACAACUAAGACCUGAUGCAAUAAAUAAAUAAACAAACAUAAAAUGUUAAAAAAACACUAAUAAUCUCAAUAGUCUUUAAAAAAAAUAAAGUUUUCAAGGUUCAUCUGUAUUAUAGCAUGUCAUCAGUACUUCGUUCCUUUUUAUGACCAAAUAAUAUACCAUUGUAUGGUUAUGCCUCUUUUGUUUAUCUGUUCAUUAGUUGAUGGACAUUUGGGUUGUUUCUCCUUUUCGGAUAUUACAAAUAAUGAUGUUAUGAACAUUUGUGUACAAGGUUUUAUGCAGACUGGGAGUGGAAUUGCUGGAUUACAUAACUAUGUUUAACAUUUGAAGAACUGCCAAACUAUUUUCCAAUGUAGUUGUACCGUUUUACAUUUCCACUAGCAAUGUAUGAGCUUUCCAGUUUCUCCACAUCCUUGUCAACAGUUGUCACUUUCCAGCUUUUUCUUUAUAACCGUCCUAGUUGGUGUGAGUGAUAUCUCACUGUUUUUUUUUUUUUUCUUGGCUGCGUUGGGACUUUGUUGCUGCGCGUGGGCUUUCUCUAGUUGUGGUCCUGUCCAAAAUGCACUGAUGUCUUCACAAGUGUCAGUGAGCCAAGGAUAUAAUUCUCAGCUUCCAGGAUCCUACCCUCAUCUAAUACCAGCAAAGACUUUGAAUCCAGUCUCUGGACAGUCUAACUCUGGUGGUUCCCAGACUGUUUCUCCACUAAGUAAUUAUCAGGGACCUGGACAGACUGUUUAUAGACCAUCUGUGGCUUCUAAUCCAGUGACACCUUCACUCCGUAGUGGUCCUGUUCCCCAAAUGCCACUACCUACUUCACAGAACCCAGCUGCUACACCAAUGCCUUCUGGUAGCUUUCUUCCUGGAGCCAACAUACCACCACCCUUGAAUUGGCAAUAUAACUAUUCGUCACAGACAAACCAUUGUCCUCGUGCGUCAUCCCAACCGACCAUGUCUGGGAAUGCAAAUUUGACAAGUCCUCAAUAUGUUUCUUCUGGAGAUGCUUCACUUCAAAACAACUUCAUAAAAUCAGGAUCUGCACCCCCCUUAGUGAAUCCACCUCUGCCUACCACUUUUCAACCAGGAACUCCUCUUGGGCCCCCUCCAACUGGAGCACCACCUCCAGUGAGGGCCCUUACGCCUCAGAAAUCAACACAUAGAGCUGUGCCCCAGCCCACCUUUAAUUCAGCUAGCAACCAAGAAGGUAUUAUACCAAAUACCAAUAAUGGAUCUAUGGUGGUUCACAAUAGUUAUGAUGAAAUUGAAGGCGGUGGCUUCUUGGCAACACCACAGCUUACUAAUAAGAAUCCUACAAUGAGCCGAAGUGUUGGAUAUUCAUAUCCCUCCUUACCACCUGGUUAUCAGAACACAAUACCACCUAGUACAACAGGAAUGCCACCCUCUUCCUUGAAUUAUCCAAGUGGUCCACAGGCAUUUACUCAGACUCCUUUAGGUGCUAAUCAUUUACCUGCAAGCAUGAGUGGAUUAAGUCUACAUCCAGAGGGGCUAUGGGUUAUCAAUCUACUUCAAGAAAGAAACAUGCUUCCAUUGACACCUUUGCAGCCUCCUGUUCCAAAUUUGCAUGAAGAUAUUCAGAAACUCAACUGUAACCCAGAGUUAUUCCGAUGCACACUGACUAGCAUUCCUCAGACUCAGGCCUUACUGAAUAAAGCCAAACUUCCUUUGGGACUGCUGCUUCAUCCUUUUAAAGACCUAGUGCAAUUGCCUGUGGUUACCUCUAGUACAAUUGUGAGAUGCCGUUCAUGCAGGACAUACAUCAACCCUUUUGUCAGCUUUCUUGAUCAAAGGAGAUGGAAAUGUAACUUAUGUUACCGAGUCAAUGAUGUUCCUGAAGAAUUCAUGUACAACCCUUUGACCAGAGUCUAUGGAGAACCUCAUAGAAGACCUGAAGUUCAAAAUGCUACUAUUGAGUUUAUGGCUCCUUCAGAAUACAUGUUACGACCACCUCAACCUCCAGUGUACCUUUUUGUAUUUGAUGUGUCUCACAAUGCAGUUGAAACUGGAUACUUGAAUUCAGUUUGCCAGAGUUUGUUAGACAAUCUGGAUUUGCUUCCUGGCAACACUAGGACAAAAAUUGGCUUCAUAACAUUUGAUAGUACAAUCCACUUCUACAGCCUUCAAGAAGGUCUAUCUCAACCUCAGAUGCUAAUAGUUUCAGAUAUUGAAGAUGUUUUUAUACCUAUGCCAGAGAACUUAUUAGUAAAUUUAAAUGAAAGUAAAGAGCUCGUCCAAGAUUUACUGAAAACUUUGCCACAAAUGUUCACCAAGACCCUGGAGACCCAGAGUGCCUUGGGUCCAGCCCUUCAGGCUGCCUUUAAGCUGAUGUCCCCAACUGGUGGUCGAAUGUCUGUUUUUCAAACACAACUCCCAACUCUUGGAGUGGGAGCCCUGAAACCACGAGAGGAACCCAACCAAAGGUCAUCUGCUAAGGAAAUUCACUUGACACCAUCAACUGACUUCUAUAAGAAAUUAGCCUUGGACUGUUCUGGUCAGCAGGUAGCUGUUGACUUAUUCCUUCUCAGUGGACAGUAUUCUGAUUUGGCUUCUCUGGGUUGUAUUUCUCGGUAUUCAGCAGGUAGUGUCUAUUAUUAUCCCUCUUACCACCAUCAGCACAACCCAGUGCAAGUGCAGAAAUUACAGAAGGAACUACAGAGAUACCUCACUCGGAAGAUUGGCUUUGAGGCAGUCAUGAGGAUUCGGUGCACCAAAGGUCUUUCCAUUCAUACUUUCCAUGGGAACUUCUUUGUUCGGUCCACAGACUUACUGUCUUUACCUAAUGUAAACCCAGAUGCUGGGUAUGCAGUACAAAUGUCAGUGGAAGAGAGUCUUAAUGACACUCAGUUGGUUUCCUUUCAGUCAGCACUCUUGUACACAUCCAGCAAAGGUGAAAGAAGAAUUCGUGUUCAUACUUUGUGUUUGCCAGUAGUUUCAACUCUAAAUGAAGUCUUUCUUGGAGCUGAUGUUCAAGCAAUUUCAGGGUUAUUGGCCAAUAUGGCUGUUGACAGGUCUGUGACUGCCAGUCUGAGUGAUGCUCGGGACGCCCUAGUGAAUGCUGUCAUAGACUCUCUUUCAGCUUAUCGUUCUUCAGUCCUAAGUAACCAGCAGCAUGGACUUAUGGUUCCUUUUUCUUUGCGGCUUUUCCCACUGUUUGUGUUGGCUCUCCUUAAACAGAAAUCAUUUCAGACUGGGACAAAUGCAUGUCUAGAUGAACGCAUUUUUGCUAUGUGUCAAGUGAAAAAUCAGCCUUUGGUUUACCUUAUGCUCACAACUCAUCCCAGUUUGUAUAGAGUUGACAAUCUCUCAGAUGAGGGUGCAAUCAACAUCAAUGAUCGCACUAUACCUCAGCCACCUAUUCUUCAGCUUUCAGUGGAGAAGCUGAGCAGGGAUGGAGCUUUCCUCAUGGAUGCAGGCUCUGUACUAAUGCUUUGGGUUGGAAGAAAUUGUCGACAGAAUUUUCUCAGUCAAGUUCUAGGAGUUGAAAACUAUGCAUUAAUUCCACAGACUAUGACAGACCUUCCAGAACUUGAUACACCAGAAUCUGCCAGAACAAUAGCUUUCAUCUCUUGGCUUAGAGAACAGAGACCAUUUUACCCAAUACUUUAUGUAAUAAGGGAUGAGAGUCCAAUGAAAGCAAACUUCCUUCAAAACAUGGUAGAAGACAGAACAGAAUCUGCAUUAUCAUAUUAUGAAUUCCUCUUGCAUAUACAACAGCAAGUGAAUAAAUGAACAAAUGAAGAUACUUAGUAAUUUCUAAGGAAAGUUACAAUAAUGCAGAACACCUGAAAAUGUGUAAUACUUUCCUUUCCUAUUAGGUUUGUGGACUAAUGUGAUGAUUAUAUGUUCUCACUGUGAUCUCAACAAACUAUAGCAAAUAAAGGAACACAGCAAACAUGCGACUCUGAAAUACUGUAUUUUUUAAAUCAAAAUAUAUCUAUAUACGAUUGGAUACCUUUUUUCCUUUGCUGCCAAUUAUGUUUGGGUUGUUAUGGAUUGAAAUAAGACAGUAUUGCAGAGGCAAAGUACAUUUUGUAAAAUAAAGACUUCUGUGUUCCAAAUGUAUAUUUCUCAUUUUUUUCUGAAUUUUUGGCUGCUACAUUUAAAACCUCACAAGACUAAAUGUUGCAGGGAAGUUACAAAUCCAUUGAUAAUGAUCUUUUUAAAAUCAAAAAAUUUCUUAAGUAAAUAAUAUGUUGGAAAACUAGAAUCCAUCCCCCACAGUUGUUUUUUUAAGGAAGAAAAAGGAUCAUUAUGUUAACUAAGACUAGAGUAAACUAACUCUAGUCUAGCUUGAGAAGACUAUGAAGUGAUACAGUCAAGCUUUAAAAUCUGUCAGUAUUCUCUAUACUUGAAGAAGAAUGUCCCUGAUUUGAGGUGAAAACUAUAUGUAGUUUUCUGAUUUGACUGCAGAAGACUUGGUUGGAUACACUGUCUUAUUCUGCAGUGAAAAGAAUCUGAGCUGUCUUCAUAAAUAUGUUGGGACUUGCAAUGAUAAUAAGGAGAUGAGAAACUUAGUUAUCUUGAUCCUUUGAGUGGGUUUUAUUUGGUACAUUUUUGCUCUGUGAUGUAUAAUAAAAGCAUUAUAUUGGUGAAAUGAGUAUGAAUGAAAGAAAUUAAAGGUUUCUUAAAUGCUGUCUCAAAUGCAUCAGUAACAUUUUUCUAAGGAGUUUAAUAAUUAAAUUGGAAGCUGCUCAUAAGAUUUAUUCUUGGAUAUUAAAAAUUAAAUCAUGAAUGCCACUGUUUGGUUUAGUGGAUAUUAAGAUUACACAAAUCUGAUUUAUGAAAAUUACAAAAGAAACUUGAUUCCUGAACAUGCUUAAGAAACUGCUUUUUGAUUUGGCCAGAGAAAUAUUAUAGUCAAAACUAUUCAGUGAAUUUUGUUUACAAAUAGGUAAAUUAUACAUCUGUAUGUUUAAAGUGCCGUGAUAAAAUAUCUUUAAGAGUUUGGUCCAGUUUUCACAGAUUCAUCUUGUCUUAUAUGAACUUCUUAAAGUAAAAGUUGUUCAUGAAUAGUACUUGAUGAAAAGAUUUUUGUUUCUUUGUUUUAAUGGGUUAGAAAAAUGUGUUUACAAUCUUGAUCUCAUAUGAUCACCAAUGAAAUAGUAACUUUCAGGUUUACAUCAAUAUGAGCUGACUUUAACUGAAUUGUUUUGGGGUAGGGAAGAAACAGGUCCCACUAGAGUAUAUACUACUGCUUGCCAGCAAGAUCAAAAUAAUUGUGUUCUAUAAAAAUAUUAUCUCCCUUAAGCAGUGUUAAGGUUUAUUUUCAGUAUGCAAGUGGUACAUUGAACUGGAAAUUUUCUUGAAAGCUGCUUCAUUUAUUAGGAAGCAAUUUUCAAAUUGUAGCUAGUUAGAAUACAUUUAUAUUUUCCCCUCUUCUGAAGAAACUGAGUCAUUAUUAUGCACUGAUGUUUCUUAAAAUAACUAAAAUUCUGUUCAUAAUGUGAAUUUUAAAUGUUGAUAUUGUAGGUUCUUUUUUAAUAGUAGUAAAGAAUCUUCCAGAGGGAAAAGUUUGUGCUCCUAGGGACAAUAAUCUUCCUUGUGCCUCACUUUUAUCCCUAAGUGGGUAUGACUCUUGUUAUUACAACAUGCUUUGUUAGUGUAUUACACAAAUUUACUUUAAAAAAUUAUUUUAGAUAUUGCAUAACAUGUGCAAUCCAGAAUAAUUUUAUAAUAGUCAGGUCAUAAAAAACAUAACUUUAGUAAGGAUUCACAAUAUUUGUUCUCCCAGUAAUGAGGGAAUGAAUGAAACUUUUGGAGAUAUUGAUAUGAAGCAAUUAUUUUUUGCAAUAUUGAAUGUGUUGUUUAGUUUAGUUGUUUUUUUUUUUUUAAAUUAGGGCACUACCUGCUAUCUCAUCUUGUAUUACUUUUUGAUGUAAAGCAACUAAUAUUUACACUAUGCCAUAUUUUUUUUAUUGUAGUUGUAAAUUAUGAUAGACCCUUGAAUUUUCUACAGAUCUGCAGCUACUAAAAUAACUGACAAGGGCAAUCUUGGUAUUUAAAUCUGAGCAUGGCAGUUAUACCAUAAAAAGUACUCUAUUUUUCUAAUUUCUAGGAUUUUUAAAAUAACAUUUCUGUAAGUCUGGCACAUUAAUAUUCCCUCAAGCUGUAGCAUUUAUUUUAGUUUGCAUAUAUUUUAUUGUUUUAAUUUAAUGUAAUAUAUUGAGUCUAAUAGACUGUUUUACAAUAAUUAGAAUAAAAGAUUUUCUUCUAAUCAAAGAUGAAUAACAGCUGUUAUCUAGGGGACCACUAAAUGUGAUUUCAAGAUUUCGUUAACUAUUACAAAUAUAAUCCUUAUAUAGAAACUUUAAUUUUGUAAAGUAGUGUAUAAUAUUGUAACAUUAAAUUCUUGUUUUCAAAUUCAAAAAUGUAUUGAUCUUCAAUGUGCUGUGUUAAAUCUUGCUUCUCUGAAACGUUAGAGACAAGAUGUCUUCCUUUUUACAGUUUGUAAUUUUCACUGUUUUAUUCCUGUAAAAAAAAAAAGUCAUUUGUAACCCAUGCAAAUAACCGUUUGAACUGUGCUAACUUAUCAAUUUGGCUAUUCAAUAAAGUUAAUUGAAAGAGCUAACAUACUGUGAUUAGUUAUUUAAAUUGGUAUGAAUAACUUGACAGUCACUGAGUAGUGCUAUGUUUUGCACCCAAAUUAAGUAAAUGGAAAACUAUUGCUGAAGGUUCUUUAAACCUGAGUCAGUGUCUGGGAAGUCACAAUCCAAAUUCUGGAUGCUCACUCUUCAAGAACAGCUAGGUUUAAAAUAUUAGAUUGGGGGCUUCCCUGGUGGCACAGUGGUUGAGAGUCCGCCUGCCAAUGCAGGGGACACGGGUUCGUGCCCCGGUCCGGGAAGAUCCCACAUGCCGCAGAGUGGCUGGGCCCGUGAGCCAUGGCCGCUGAGCCUGCGCAUCCGGAGCCUGUGCUCCGCAACGGGAGAGGCCACAACAGUGAGAGGCCCACAUACCGCAAAAAAAAAAUAAUUAAAAUAAAAUUCUAGAUUGAAAGCGUUUUCAAUUUUUUAAUUCUCAAUAUGUUUAAGAUACUACUUCACUGUCUUGUGGACCCUUUUGUUACUGAUAAGAUGCCUACUGUAAGUCUAAUUGUUUAUUUGAAGAUAAUCUGUUAGCUUUUAAGAUUUUUCUUUUAUCCUUAAUAUUCUAUACUUUUAAUACUCUGAGUUUACUGUUUACCCUGCUUGCUUUUCAGAGCAUGCUUUAAUCUGGAGAUCCUUGUCUAUCUUCAAUUCUGGAAAAUUCUCAGUUACGUUUAAAAUUUUUAUUUAUUUUUAAAACUUAGGUAUAAUUGACAUAUAUUUUCUCUUAAAUAUUUGCUUCUGUCAUUCCCUCUAUUCUUUUUUUACCUUCAGAAUUCCUUUUUUUUAAAAAAAUAUAUUUAUUUAUUUUAAAAUUUAUUUUGGCUGCUCGGGUCUUAGUUGCGGCACACGGGCUCUUUGUUGCGGCAUGCAGACUUCUUAGUUGUGGCAUGCGUGAGGGAUCUAGUUCCUUGACCAGGGAU
Molecule: messenger RNA, 7712 nt
Organism: Globicephala melas (long-finned pilot whale)
Lineage: Eukaryota; Metazoa; Chordata; Mammalia; Artiodactyla; Delphinidae
Gene: SEC24A
Product: SEC24 homolog A, COPII coat complex component
Biological process (GO): intracellular protein transport; COPII-coated vesicle cargo loading; endoplasmic reticulum to Golgi vesicle-mediated transport
Cellular component (GO): endoplasmic reticulum exit site; COPII vesicle coat
Molecular function (GO): SNARE binding; zinc ion binding
Source: RefSeq, a predicted model, not a curated record